UCCUCAAAAACCUUAAUUUCUUUUCCACUGACGAAAGAAAGACAUGAACAUCUUGGAUGACAUGGGGGUGAGUAAAUUUAUCAGGAAAAGUGUAUUUAAAAGUGUACUAAUCCUUUAAGACAGAACUAUUUAGCUCAGGGUCAGAUCAUCAUUCACUAAAUAGACCGAUACUUAAAAUGUUGAGACUAAAUAUACCACCAUCAUAGUUUCUCAUAUUUGUCAUAAUAAAAUUAUAUUCUAUGGAUUUAUUGCAUACAGACAAUGUAGUGACCUGUCAAUUCACUUUUAUUUAUACAGAGCUUUUUAACUGUAUAUUCAUUGUUAUAGAGAGUGCCAUUAAAUAUAGCUAAUAUAAAGUGGGUUUUCACGAAAAAAUAAAAUAAAAAAAUAUAACUAAAAUCAGAACUGGGAAAUGCUGGAUAAAAAAAACUCCCAAUAAAUGUCCAAACAACCCAUAUGUAUACACAAUUAAUCAUUACAAGAUUGUGAUCUCAAUUCAAACUCAAAGGCGAUCUUAUUCCUAAAUGACAGUGAUUCUGUUUUGUCUAACCUAAAUUAUGAUAAAACGAUAUUUAAACUUUCGCGCUGCCUGUGGCUCUUCUCAUGCGAUAUGCCACGCUCAGCGGGUCCCGUGUCUGCAGCAGGGAUGCCCUCGGCCUGACCAAUGCCGAUCAGGAAGACCCGAGACGUGCUCUACACACUCCAUCAUCUCCUCGAUGCAGUAACUCCCGCUUUGAUCCAGACAGCAGUGGCUGUCUGACUACCUGGGACUCCAUUGGGAUCUGGGACAACCGCAUCGAUGAGCCCAUUAUGCUUCCGUCAAGUAUCCGCUAUGGUAAACUUAUUCCCAAAGUUUGUCUGACCAAGCUGGGCUGCGCCUCGCUGAUUGGUCAGCGGAAGGAGAACGAAGACCCCUAUCAACUAUCGCUGAUGAGGGACAACAUAAGGGCUUUUCACACUUGAAAUAGUUGACUCUGGGUCAUUCUAAACCCCUGGUAAACUGAAUCCUGGGUUAUCUUUAUUCACGUUUCACAAUGUUCAUACUAUACCUGGGGUUGACAGUAAAUCCUGGGUAAUCCUGGGUUAAAGUCCUUAGCUGCAUAUUUGUGGUGUCACUGUCACUGACUGGACAAACGCAGCACGUGACCUGUUUACAUAAAGGCCAAUUCACACCGCACCGACAAACGCCAACGAACAAGUUGGGCGCUGGAUUUCGAAUUCUAUGAGAAAAAACUGUCAUGUUCACACCGCCCCAACAAACACCGACCAACGAGUGACGUCUGACUGGGAAAAUUCCACAACUACACAAGUAACCAUGUUAACAAUAUGUCAGGUUAGUUUACUAUAUUAAUAAUAGUAUCAUUUUCAUUGUAUUAAAGUAUUGAGGCAAAACAAAAAUACUAACCUGAAAUCCGAAGCGCUGUAGCCAUCGAUCUGAUCGUAACCUGCGCUGCGGUUGGUAUACCGGUUUUUAAACUUUUUUUAGCGCGACCCUAUUUAUUAACGAGACCCAUAAGCAUAUACAACCAUGUAGCUAAACAAGUCAAAACGAAUUAUUAAAAAACGAAACUGAAGGUAAACCUGCGUUGCUCUCAUGGUGGUUAUAACGUUACGUUACCUCUCUCUUUCGGUGAAGUGGAGCAGCUGCUCUCGCUGAAUGGCACGGCUUGCACUAUGGACUGUUGUACCUUU
Molecule: messenger RNA, 1692 nt
Organism: Megalobrama amblycephala (Wuchang bream)
Lineage: Eukaryota; Metazoa; Chordata; Actinopteri; Cypriniformes; Xenocyprididae
Product: protein phosphatase 1K, mitochondrial-like
Exons: 1
Coding region: 604-963 (119 amino acids)
Source: RefSeq, a predicted model, not a curated record